Amaranthus tricolor (Joseph's coat) is the source of this 2358-nucleotide messenger RNA. RefSeq names its product phosphatidylinositol N-acetylglucosaminyltransferase subunit C. The transcript has 2 exons. The record is from RefSeq and is a predicted model, not a curated record. Gene Ontology annotation, biological process: GPI anchor biosynthetic process. Gene Ontology annotation, cellular component: membrane; glycosylphosphatidylinositol-N-acetylglucosaminyltransferase (GPI-GnT) complex. NCBI's taxonomy places the organism in Eukaryota, Viridiplantae, Streptophyta, Magnoliopsida, Caryophyllales, Amaranthaceae. The coding region runs from base 831 to 1730 and encodes 299 amino acids.
CUCCUAUAAAAAUUUGUGCAUUAAGUAUACCAAUUUAAAAAAUCCAAAGUUAAGAGCCAAAGGUGAGAACUUUUUCUUUUUCCGAUUUUUUUUAGAAAAAAGGAUGUGAUUUACUGAUUUCGGCCGAGGGAAGCGGAUUCAUCCAAAAUAAGAAAUCCCGGGAUCCGAAAAUUCUCCAUUUCUUACACGCCCUUUGUAUCAGCCACCGCCGAAUUUAUCGGGAUUUUCCGGUACUGUUCUUCCAGCCGCUACUGGUUUCCAAUCCCUCUCUGUAUAAAGAUAGCUGCUGGAUGGGCCUCACCCUCUCUUUUUCUCUAAUUUAUCUUCUUUAGUUUGACUGAACCCAAAAUGUGGGAUAAUCACUUGGCUCUUAUAUCAAGGAUAAUAUUUCAGCUACAUUGAUAGUUGCUUAUAGCCUGUUAUUAAAUGAUAAAUAUUUCAAGUGUUACUGCUUACUAUGGAACUCACAAUCAUUGUUGUGUUGGUUACCCUUCCUCAGUAUUGCUGUAGUAUAUAUCGUUUCCAUCCCUUUUAAGCAUACCAUUUUUAAAGGAAAGUUCUACGUGUGAAAUUAUACAUUUUGGUUCUGAUUAAAAAAAAAAAACUUAAAGUUGCAGAGUCCCAUACCAUGAUGGAUCAAAGCUUGUGCGUUAUGGUCUAUGAUGCUUACUCAUGGUUAUAAGGGAGGCUGGAUACAUUGUGGACUUGGAUAUUGGGAUUGAACUUGGUUUCUUCAAAUUUGAAGUGGUCCUCAGUUGUAACCCAUAACUGAGAUCCUGGAAGUAGACACUGAAAUAUUUUCUGGAAUAGGAGUUUGAUUAUAAUCAAUAAUGAACGACCGCUCUCUUCCUGCUAUACGGAAAUGGAGAAAGGUAGCCUAUGGAGGUAUGCAACCAGGGUUUGAUGACAACCAUACUGAUGAAUCCUUCCUCGAGGAUAUGGUCACAAAUGCUAAUGUUGUCAAGAGAGACUUGAGUAAGGUGAUCCUUGAUUCUGUGUCCAUCUCUCAAUAUCUUUGCACAGUCACCCUUGUGGUCUUGGUCUGGACCUAUACUCUUGCCUCAUCUAUUAGUUUUCGAUCCCUCUUGCUUCUUGAUAUAGCCUUGCUUGUUUCAGGCUUCAUAGUUCUUCUUUUAACUGCGGAGAUGAUUUCCCUCAACCUCUUUGCCAAAUACAUCCUAAACAUAUUGUAUUUUAUUAUUGGUUUGUAUGCCUUGUCUCCAAUUUACCACACUUUGACAAGGUCUAUAAGCUCGGAUUCGAUCUGGGCUCUAACAACCAUGCUUAUUGUUCUUCAUCUCUUUUUGCAUGACUACACUGGUUGCACUGUGAAGGCUCCUGGUUCCCUAACAAAUCCUUCUUUUAGCAGCAAUAUCUCUUUGAAUACUUCUAUCAUUGCUUCAGUUUUGAUUGCUUCUCGGCUCCCAUCAUGGCAACUUGUUUUUGCUAUUGUGCUGUUUUCCUUGCAGGUUUUCCUUUUUGCUCCUUUUGUUGUGUACUGUAUCAAAAGAUACUCAUUCUGGUUGUAUCUCUGGUUUUCAUUGGGAUUAGUGGGUCUAACUUUGGCACUAGUUUAUAGACUGCAAGGGUUUCUCUUUGGCUUGCUGCUAGGUUUGCUAGUCUUCAUCACUUUCAUCUGUCCUUAUUGGCUUACCAGGAUUCAGAAAUAUAAGUUUGAAAUCAAUGGUCCAUGGGACGAAGCUAAGCUCUGUUUUGACAUUACUGAAUGAAAAUGGGAGCAGUGUAUACUCUGCAAGUCUGACUAUGUUGAGUUGUCGCUCAUGCUUAAUGAAACCUCAUGGUCAGAGGAUCAUCACGAGGUCAUCUUAUGUGUAAACUUAUUGGCACAUUUGUCUUGGGUGUGUACGCUCUGUUUACUCAGUGUUUGAUCCUGUCGAACCACUAAAAGCCGAAGGAUGCAAGUCUCCGGUGAUUACAUAUUUUUAAUUUAUCUAUUUGAACCAGCUAUUGGUUCCUGUUUUGGAAUGGUUGAAUCUUGUGGACAGGAAGCCAGAUUUUGAGUGAAUGAUUUGUUGGUGGUGAAUGCAUAAGCUUCAAAGUUAUCUGCAGGCCGGUGCAAUGAAUGCUGAAUUUUCUGGUUGGUUCCUCUUCUCAAGAAGAUUAUGAGGUUUUUUCCUCUGGGAUUUAGGCUGUAAUUAUGUGUCAACAAAUUGAAGCACAAGAAUAAUAAUGUUUGACAAGAGAGUGUAAUAAAAUUUGUAUGAUUUGUUUCCAUGUAAUAGAAAAAUAAUGUUCCAGACCUAGUUUUUGUUUGUGUUGUUCUUGUGCAAGUAGUUUUACUUUUGAGACAACGUUGUUACUUAUUUCCUUUUUAUGCAUUGUUUUUAUUUUUUGGGG